Ctenocephalides felis (cat flea) is the source of this 2802-nucleotide messenger RNA. Its product is annotated as kinesin heavy chain-like. Gene Ontology annotation, biological process: microtubule-based movement. The record is from RefSeq and is a predicted model, not a curated record. Gene Ontology annotation, molecular function: microtubule motor activity; ATP binding; microtubule binding. NCBI's taxonomy places the organism in Eukaryota, Metazoa, Arthropoda, Insecta, Siphonaptera, Pulicidae. The coding region runs from base 145 to 2802 and encodes 885 amino acids. The transcript has 10 exons.
AUUUUGCUUUAGGCUGUCACAAAAGCGCUUAUUGGUACUUAUGUCCAAUUAAAGAAAGGUUUAGCCGCAUUCAUGCACGGUUUUAUGUUUCAAAAGUGUAUUUUGAAAUUAUUUUUAGUGAAAAUAGUGUAAUUUAGUUUAAUUAUGUCGGGGGAAAGAGAAAUAGCCGCUGAGGAUAGUAUUCGAGUCGUAUGCAGGUUCCGGCCCCUGAAUGAUUCAGAGGAAAAGGCUGGUUCGAAGUUUAUUGUCAAGUUUCCAAGUGGAAAUGAGGAUAAUUGCAUCACAAUCGGGGGCAAAGUAUACCUAUUCGAUAAAGUAUUUAAGCCCAAUGCAACACAAGAAAAGGUAUACAAUGAGGCUGCCAAGAGCAUCGUCUCAGAUGUAUUGGCUGGAUACAAUGGAACUAUUUUUGCAUACGGUCAAACUUCCUCCGGAAAAACACAUACCAUGGAAGGUGUCAUAGGCGAUCCUGGUAAGCAAGGUAUCAUCCCCCGCAUUGUCAACGAUAUCUUCAACCAUAUAUAUGCGAUGGAGGAAAAUUUAGAAUUUCAUAUAAAAGUUUCAUAUUUUGAAAUUUACAUGGAUAAAAUAAGAGAUCUAUUAGAUGUAUCAAAGGUAAAUUUGAGCGUGCAUGAAGACAAAAACAGAGUUCCUUUUGUGAAGGGUGCCACUGAGCGAUUUGUUUCAAGUCCCGAUGAAGUUUUCGAAGUAAUUGAGGAAGGAAAAUCAAAUCGUCACAUUGCAGUCACAAACAUGAACGAACACUCCUCUAGAUCACAUUCGGUGUUUUUAAUUAACGUUAAACAAGAAAAUUUAGAAAAUCAAAAGAAGCUAUCUGGAAAACUAUAUCUGGUAGAUUUAGCCGGUUCCGAAAAAGUUUCAAAAACCGGAGCCGAGGGUACCGUUUUGGACGAAGCUAAAAAUAUUAACAAAUCACUAUCAGCCCUCGGAAAUGUUAUAUCUGCUUUGGCCGAUGGCAAUAAAACGCACAUUCCUUAUCGAGAUUCGAAACUGACCAGGAUUCUUCAAGAGUCUCUCGGAGGUAACGCUAGGACGACCAUUGUGAUCUGCUGUUCGCCGGCUAGUUUUAACGAAUCCGAAACUAAGUCGACAUUAGAUUUCGGAAAGAGAGCCAAGACUGUGAAGAACGUUGUAUGUGUGAACGAAGAAUUGACUGCUGAAGAAUGGAAGCGUAGGUACGAGCGCGAAAAAGAAAAGGUCGUCCGACUCAAAGGCAAGGUUGAAAAACUUGAAGAAGAAUUGGCACGUUGGCGUGCUGGUGAAACGGUUAAUCCUGACGAACAAAUCAAUUUACAAGAUGUUAUGGAAGCAUCCACGCCAGGAACCGGUUUAGAUGCAAAUGCAGCCGCGGCGGGUGAUCUUCCUGUGCCCGCCACUCCAGCCGGAGUCGGACAAACUGUGAUGAAUAUGAGCAUAACUAAUGAGGAACGAGCUCGAUUUGAGUCAGAAAGAGAACGUCUGUAUCAACAACUUGAUGAUAAAGAUGAAGAAAUUAACCAGCAUUCACAAUAUGUUGAGAAGCUUAAGGAACAAAUUUUGGAGCAAGAGGAUCUCAUUGCCUGCACGAGGCGAGAUUAUGAAUCUCUUCAAGGUGAAAUGAAUAGGAUUCAGCAAGAAAAUGAAAGCGCGAAAGAAGAAGUCAAAGAAGUAUUACAAGCUCUUGAAGAGUUGGCUGUGAACUAUGAUCAAAAAAGCCAAGAAGUUGAUUCUAAAAACAAAGAAUUUGAAUCAAUCACCGAAGAAUUAUUACAAAAACAAUCAGUACUAAACACAACAUCUACAGAAUUGCAACAAUUAAAAGAUAUGUCAGCUCAUCAGAAACGUAGAAUUACUGAAAUGUUGACAAAUCUUUUACGAGAUUUGAGCGAAGUUGGUGUAGCUAUCGGCGGAGAAGGUGCUGAUAUGAAGGUGGGACAGAGCUUAUGUUAUAGCGCCGGAAAACUUGAAGAAGAAUUUACUGUUGCGCGUCUUUUUAUUAGCAAAAUGAAAUCAGAAGCUAAGAAUCUCUCCCAGAGAUGCCAGGGUCUCGAGACCACUCAACUGGACUCAAACAAGAAAAUUACAGAAUAUGAAAGAGAUUUGGCUGACUGCAGGUUGUUGAUAAGUCAACAUGAGGCAAGAAUGAAAAGUUUGCAAGAAUCGAUGAGAGAAGCAGAAAACAAAAAGAGAACUUUAGAGGAGAACUUGGAUGCUCUAAGAGAAGAAUGUGCAAAGUUGAAGGCUGCAGAACAAGUGUCUGCGGUUAGUGUAGAAGAGAAAGAAAAGGCAGCACAACUAAGAGAAGCCUUGGAAGGUCAGAUGGAUCAUUUGAGAGAUGCCCAUCAAAAACAGGUGGCUAUGUUAAGAGAUGAGAUUUCAGAGAAGCAAGAGAUGAUCAAUGAAUUGAAAGAUUCCAACCAAAAACUUACUUUGGCUCACCAGCAGAUGACCGCUGAUUAUGAGAAGCUUCGACAAGAGGAAGCCGAUAAAUCAACGCGACUUCAAGAAUUAAUGUCAGUAAAAAAUAAUUUUAUUUCAUCAUCUCUUCCAUGCUCACCUAAUCGUAAUCUUAUAAAAAAAUCUAAACUGCCCUAUUUUAAUAUCCCCUUGACAAAAUCUUGCAAAAAUGUUCUAAAUUCUACGACCAAGGUUACACAAACAAAUUCUGCCUGUGUGCCUGUUUCCAACAGCAGUUAUAAGACCUACAGCUAUUACAUAAAUACCUUACAUUUGCAUUUACUAUUAUCAAUUACCAUGAUUUUGGUCACAAAAGAUUGUCCACAUUACUUGAUAGAGUUCUAA